Molecule: messenger RNA, 3140 nt
Organism: Chelonia mydas (Green sea turtle)
Lineage: Eukaryota; Metazoa; Chordata; Testudines; Cheloniidae
Gene: SIRT4
Product: sirtuin 4
Exons: 5
Coding region: 369-1322 (317 amino acids)
Molecular function (GO): NAD+ binding; NAD-dependent protein lysine deacetylase activity
Source: RefSeq, a predicted model, not a curated record
GGUGUUUUGAAAUUUAACUCUUUUUUUUUUGCUCAGUUUUUCAACAUAUGUGUUCUUUGAAUUGUGGGAUUUGUAGUUUUCCUUUUAGUUUUGUUUUGUGAACUACAUUUCCCAGAGUUCUCUGUUUCUGCAGCCUUUUGUCUUCUCUGAAGGUCAGGCACUGCCAUAACAUGAGAGGUGCUGUUUAAUGAAUUAACGUGUCCAAAGUGAUUUGGGAUUGUUGACUAGAAGGCAGAAGAGAAGAACAAAGUAUCAUUAUCAGCAUCAUGAAUUCCUCACAGUAGCCUAAGAAAAAAUAACCUUGUCGUUAAGGAAGACCUCUGUGUUCCAAGGUUUAACUGCCAUAUAUUCAUCUUCUUGGGUCCUAGAUGAGUAUAUACUGUGCUUUGAAGGUGCCGGAAGGUUGCAGAGCCCUCAGGCUCCACCAUUACAGAUCUUACUCCGGGGCCAAGGCCUCUCCAAACCUGGCUUUUGUGCCAGCCAGCCCUCCUCCAAAUGCCCUGGAAGUGGAGGCACUGCAGCGCUUCUUUUCUCAUUCCCAGAGGCUGUUGGUAAUGACCGGCGCUGGAAUCUCCACUGAAUCAGGGAUCCCUGACUACCGCUCAGAAGGGGUGGGGCUUUAUGCCAGGACGGACAGGCGGCCCAUCCAGCAUACUGAGUUUGUUCGCAGUGCCAGUGCCCGCCAGAGGUACUGGGCAAGGAACUUCGUGGGCUGGCCCCAGUUCUCCUCUCACCAGCCUAACGCAGCGCACCUGGCCUUAAGAAACUGGGAGAAGCUAGGAAAGCUGCACUGGCUGGUGACCCAGAAUGUGGAUGCCCUGCAUACCAAGGCCGGGAGUCAGCGGGUGAUGGAAUUGCAUGGCUGCACACACAGGGUUCUCUGCCUCGGCUGUGGAGAGCAAACUCCCCGCUCUGAGCUUCAGAAGUGCUUUGAAGUGCUGAAUCCCACCUGGACAGCUGAAGCACAUGGCAUGGCCCCAGAUGGGGAUGUCUUCCUCACAGAAGAGCAGGUGCAUAACUUCCGCGUCCCGGCCUGCAGCAGAUGUGGUGGGAUCCUGAAGCCAGAUGUGACGUUCUUUGGGGACACAGUUAGCCGGGAGAAAGUAGACUUUGUGCACAAGCGCCUGGCUGAAUCAGAUUCCAUGUUGGUGGCAGGAUCCUCUUUGCAGGUGUACUCUGGUUACAGGUUUGCACUUGCUGCCCAUGAGAAGAAGCUGCCAAUUGUGAUAAUAAAUAUUGGACCCACAAGGUCAGAUCACUUUGCAUCCAUGAAACUGAAUUCCCGGUGUGGGGAGUUGCUGCCUUUGAUUGUCCUGCGGUGACCCAGUUUCUAGUGUUAGGGUGCUUAUUGACCCAUCAUAAUCUCUUAAGAGGAGCUAUUUUAACCCAGCAGGCAAACAGAGGUGAGAUCUAAAGAUGCAUCUUUUGAUGAGACCAGCAGAGGACAGCAAUCCAUCAUCCGUUCCAAUCAGAUCAGCUUCCUGCACUGAGCCAUGGUCUCCAUUUACCUGGAAGCAGGACGGGUGGAAAGCGUCUGGUAUGAGAUUCUCUCAGCCCUACCUGUCCCUAGAGUCUUCUCUGCGUCUGCUUUGCCUUCACUGCAAGGUGCUGGGACAGGGUGAUCAGACUUUUGUAUCUCCAAACCAAGACACUUUUCUUACAAUUGGCACCAGGAGGAGAGUUGGGGAAGGGGAGCUUGGAGGAGGGAUUAGACAAAUUGGAAUGGGGGGGGGAGCACGGAGCUGAAGAGGGUUUUAGCAGCUGGGGGAUCUAAUGUCAGAAGCAGGUGAGAGGGGAUGGCAUAAGACAGGCCCCGUGAAGCCGGAACUCUGCUCUCCCAGAGCUGGGAGGAACCUGUACUGGGAAAAAAGUUUUCAGCAGAGAAGUUGAACAAGGGCACCUGCUAAAUGCAGCUGCUUUCCAGAGAGAGACUUCUUUGCAGGGUGGGUUAUCAGCUGAACAAGUCCUCCUCUUCGAGCAGGGAGAAGGCUGAGCAUUACGGGGCCAGAGGGAGGUGCUGUACAGUUUGGCAGCUACCCUUGGCUCCUAUUUGAACCUUAAAAAAAAAAACAAUGACUGGGAUAUUGCUGGAGUUUCACUGAGUCAGCCUGACCAGAGCUGCUCCUAACUAAGCUAUGACCUUCUGUGGAAUGCGCAGCUGGGAGUAGGGUUUUCCGUGUGUAAUUAAAUUUAAAAAUUGCUUACAAGAUUUAUGGUGCCGCUUUGGAAUUUUUUCCUCUCCUAUGAAUCAGUCAAGUUCAUGCCUGGGUCAGAUUCAUUUUUCCAUUUCAGAAAUUCAAGCGGAAAUUAUUAGCACUAGAUGAAGCAAAAGAGUAAUAUGAUGAUACCUGCACAAGAGACCACCCUGAUGAGGGAACUGUCUGUCUCAACAGGCCACCCCAAAGUAUCCCCAUCCCUCAUUUUGCCCCACCACUAAGAGAAAAUCCACCUCUGUUAAGCUACCAAUUUCUGUCGGUCCCUUAAGAUGUAUUUCGCUGUAUACAGAUUGAGAGGCAGAAGUGUGCGCUGGGCAAACAUUGGGUCUUUGAGCUGACCUGCUUGCUAUAAAGGGGUUUCAAUGUUGUGGUGAGUUCUUAAGAUUGCAUUAGGAUGCAGAUUAAAAUGCUCCAGUGCCAUCUUCAAGGGCAGUUUCCUACAGUAACCAUCCAAAGAGAAUAAUAAUAAAUGCACAGGGCCAGAACUGCUGUGGUCACUUGCUGAAAGGACACUGCCUCUCCAAGUAGCAAAAUAGGGAGGGCUGCUUAUGGGACACAGAGGUUUUCCCUGCAAAUCCAGACCAGGACAGCAGUAACUAAUAAGCUAGGGGAGACCCUGCUACACAUGCCACCAUCUGAAGUGAGGUAGCUUAAUGUCCCCCUACCACAGACCACCAGCUCUACGUAAGCGGGGACACCUUUGCAGUGAAUCAUAGGUCUGUUUGCUGAUGCUCACAAGUAUCAUGCCAGCUCUGGCCUAUUAGAAUUGCCCCACCUGCCAAAGCUUCCCAAGCAAUCAAUCAGCUAUUCUCUUUGUACUAUCAUCAAGGCUCCUACACAGCGGAGUUCUCACCCACAGUCAAGGAGCUUGCAUGGAACUUUUAUUCACAUAGCAAUUUUCCAUACAGGAAGAGACAAUUAUGC